AUGUAUCAACCUCGUCGUCCCAUAAAAGAAAAGUUCUACUUUGAGAUUUACACAGGGUCUUCAUACCGUGGCACUUUAAUCUUUAAACUUUUCCCUGAAGUCUCUACUGCAGACCGCUUCCGUCACUUAUGUUGCGGUCAGGACCCUUAUGCUGCCAUGGACAGUGCCAACAAUAAUCAUAAUAAUGACGAUGAAGAUUCAUAUCUUUUUGCUCCAAUUACUAGGGUCUAUAAAGGUCUGGCAAUUAAAGGUGGUCUUACUACAAGACCUAUUGUCGAUGAAUUGGCCUGGAUCACGGCCGCAAAUUCUGCAAGAAUAAAUGCAGCUGGUCUUGAUCAUAAUAUUUGCAAAGAUGAAGAAAAAGAAGAGAAAAACGAAGAGAAAAACGAAGAGAAAAAAGAAGAAGAAGAAGAAGAAGAAGAAGAAGAAGAAGAAGAAGAAGAAGAAAAAGAAGAAAAAGAAGAAAAAGAAGAAAAAAAAAAUAAGAAUAAUAAAAUGAAAAAUAAACAACAGAAUGAUGAAGAUGAAGAUGAAGAUGAAGAUGAAGAUGAAGACGAUGACGCUGCAAAUGUCCAAGACGAAUGGCUGGCGGCCCACCGAGCAGCCGCGCGUGCUAACCAGACCCAGCAACAUGUAACAGCAAUGGCAGGUCGGGCAAGCCUCGAAUCACUAGGAUCCACUAUAGCAUCUGCAUCCUCGUCAUCUACAGUUCUUAACGUUGCUUCUUCAAGCGACUUUUCACGCCGUGCCCAUGGUUUUUCUGAUGACUCGCACCAUCAGUUGUUGUCUUCUUCUUCUUCUUCUUCUUCUUCUUCUUCUUCUUCUUCUUCUUCUUCUUCUUCUCCUCCUGCUCCUGCUCCUGCUCCUCUUGCAUCACAGGCACUAAAUUUCUCAUUUGAUUCUGCAAUUGACGCGCUAAACCUGGGAAGCAGCAGCAUCAGCAGCGGCAACAGCGGCGGCAGUGGCGGCAGUGGCGGUGGCGACGAAGACCAUGCGUUGGGCGGGUCCCGGUCCGCAAGAUCAUCCACAGGAACAACCGGCGCAUUGGCUGGAACUGGUAAUAACGGAGGAAAUGGAAGCAGUGGAAGCAGCGGUAGCAGUGGAAGCAGCGGUAGCAGUGGAAGCAGCGGUAGCAGCGGCAGUGGUGGCAGCGGUGGCAGCGGUGGCAGUAAUGGAAGCAGAGGCAGUAGCGGCAGUAACAAGUCGCGUGAUAGCGGCAACUCGCCCAAAUACUUUUCUCCGCUCACUCAGUCGCCGGGUCCUACAGCUGCGUUUGCACUUGCCCAGCAGAUUCAACAGCCCCAUGUAGUGUCGUCGUUGUCGUUGUCGUUGUCGCUAGGCGGUAGCGGUGGUAGCGGUGGUAGCGGUGGUAGCGGUGGCAACGGUGGCAACGGUGGUAACGGUGGUGGUCAAGAACACUGCUCAACUACAAGCACAGCGAUUCCUGCCCCGCAGCCCUCACGUUCCAACCGCUCGUCAUCGUCAUCGGGCUCUUCCAUUCUUAAGGAAUGUUUGUCGGCACGCUCGUCUCCACCCACAUCAUCCACACCGCCGUCUGCAGCUUCCAUCACGUUCCCUGUUUCCGCGCUCAGUUCACCAGUAAUAGCAGCAGCAGUAGCAACCGGUGCAGGUUCUGCCGGGAUUGGGUUGUCUGCGAGUACCACGGGCACUCUGGCAGCAGCAUCGGCAGUACUGGACAGCACGCUGGGUCGUCAAGAUGUAGAAGGACAACAGUGGAGGCGUGCAAAGGAUUGGAAGGCUCAGGAUUGGCACAUUCACGACCGGCGAGGACUUUUGUCGUGGACACAUAAUGGAGAUGAGUUUCUAAUUACAUUGCGACCGAUUGAGGCACUGGACGGGCGGUACACGGUGAUUGGAGAGGUGCUGGAUGGUAUGAGUGUACUGGAUGCACUAGAAAAGGAGGCACUGACAGUGGAGGGCCAGCCUUUGGCAGACAUUAAUGUUGGCGAAUGUGGGUUGUGGUUAUCAGGUUGA
Molecule: messenger RNA, 1995 nt
Organism: Magnusiomyces paraingens
Lineage: Eukaryota; Fungi; Ascomycota; Dipodascomycetes; Dipodascales; Dipodascaceae
Exons: 1
Coding region: 1-1995 (664 amino acids)
Biological process (GO): positive regulation of transcription elongation by RNA polymerase II; transcription initiation at RNA polymerase II promoter; protein peptidyl-prolyl isomerization
Cellular component (GO): nucleus
Molecular function (GO): peptidyl-prolyl cis-trans isomerase activity; DNA binding
Source: RefSeq, a predicted model, not a curated record